Molecule: messenger RNA, 387 nt
Organism: Trichoderma reesei QM6a
Lineage: Eukaryota; Fungi; Ascomycota; Sordariomycetes; Hypocreales; Hypocreaceae
Exons: 1
Coding region: 1-387 (128 amino acids)
Biological process (GO): mitotic sister chromatid biorientation
Cellular component (GO): DASH complex; mitotic spindle pole body; mitotic spindle
Source: RefSeq, a predicted model, not a curated record
AUGGUGCCACCAACAGCCCCAGACGUUCACCAGAGCGGCGGACGUCAUCCAGAUCCGCGCGCAUGGACAUCGCGACCUACCACGCCCCUUCGCCCGCCGUCACAGUCGUCGUUCCGCGGUUCUCUUCAUGCUACAGGCGACGGCGAUGCCGCGUUUCCUCUCAAGAGGCUGGAGCCCAUGUUUGCGGAGCUUUCCGACUCCAUGGCUGAUCUCGAGGCCAACAUGAUGCACUUUCAACUCAUCGACGAAAGCUUGGCUAGGUUUGGCGAGUCCUUCGCCAGCUUUCUCUACGGCCUCAACAUGAACGCCUUUUGCGUUGACUUCCCCGAGGUGCUACCGCUACUGCUACUGGCUGCGAACUUUGUCUGUCGAUGUGGCUUGAUCUGA